This is a messenger RNA of Arabidopsis arenosa, 1531 nucleotides long. The record is from the annotation of a GenBank genome assembly. NCBI's taxonomy places the organism in Eukaryota, Viridiplantae, Streptophyta, Magnoliopsida, Brassicales, Brassicaceae.
ACAAUCUUCUUCGUCUCAAAUCCUGCAAGAUUCCGAUCGCCAUGGAUGAUGAUGGAGCUGUUGAGAGACGUGAAGUGCAACGUCGAUUGAUCGUUCGUUUCGCCGUCGCAGUCACGCUCGUUCUUUUCACCGGAGUCUACAAACGAGCAGCUGGUUUCAAUGGUUCGGAUCCAAAUUUGGGAACGGAGACGACGGAGAACGAACACGAUGCGUUCUAUUGGGCAUCAAUGUUCAACAAAGCAGCUCAGAUUUAUUCUUUGGCCGCGACUAUCCAUACCCUACCUACGACGCUAAUGUUGGCACUAGUGAUGAGAUGCCGAAUAUACUGCAACUGCGAUACGCAGAUCCUCAUGUCUUUCAUUUUCUCUCUGCUUUUCACAAUCUUCGUCUCAAUUUUUUCCUGCAAAAUUCCGAUCGCCAUGGAUGAUGGAGCUGUUGAGAUACGUGAAGAGAAACGUGAGAGACGUGAAGAGCAACGUCGAUUGAUCGUUCGAUUCGUCGCCGCAGUAGCGCUCGAUCUUUUCACCGGAGUCUACAAACGAGCAGCUGGUUUCGACGGUUCAGAUCCAAAUUCGGGAACGGAGACGACGGAGAACGAACACAGUGCCACGACGGAUGCGAAGUCUCCGAGAAGACUGCGAUCUGAAGCUUCUGUGUGGUUUCAUCUGCGUAACGAUCUCGCUCUGUCUCAUGGCGUAUCUUCGCUGGUGGGUGACUUGUUAGUCGUUCUCAUCGCCGAUGGUUUCAAUCUCUACCUCGCCUUAUGUGUUCGCUCUGUUUCUUGGGUUACCUUUCUCUGGUUCGUCGUGGAGUCAGAAUCAUCCUCUGCUUUUUUCGUAUGGAACGUUUCUCUCGCCAUGGAUGGAGUUGUUGAGAUACGUGAAGAGAAUCGUGACGAGGGACGUGAAGAGCUUCGUCGAUUGAACGGUCGUUUCUUCGUCGCAGUGUUGCUUGAACUGUCCACAAGAGUCUGCAAACGAGCUGCUGGUUCAUAUCCAAAUCCGACGAAGACCGGACACGUGGCGUAUUCUUGGGCGAUGGAGUUCAACUUGUGGGCGCAUCUGGCUUUUACGCUUGUGAUUUUCAGAACCAUUUUUGCUCCGAUGGUGGUGAAACUGGAAGGGAUGAGAAAAGUACGACAAGAGUGCGACGUGCAGCUACUCGUGGGUUUAAUAUUUGUCGUGCUCACGCUCUCUUUCUCAGCCUACCUUCGCUGCUUCGUCGGGUGAGUGGUGUGUCUCAGUUUCUUCCACCGUUACACGUCAUCAAACUCUAUGGACCUGUGUCGUUUUGUGAGACCAUCGCCGAUGCUUAUAUGAUCUCUCUUUCUAUCUACGUACUUUUCGUUUUUUUCUUUUUCUUUGGGUUUGUGUUUUCAACAUUAUGGUUUCUUUGAUUAGAGGUUUGAACAUGAUUUGGACCUGUGUCGUUUAGUGAGACCAUCGCCGAUGCUCUGUAUCUGCUUUUCGUUUCUUUCUUUGGAUUUGUGUUUUGAACAUUUUGGUUUCUUGAAUAAACAAGAUUUUCUGAA